Molecule: messenger RNA, 1280 nt
Organism: Phoenix dactylifera (date palm)
Lineage: Eukaryota; Viridiplantae; Streptophyta; Magnoliopsida; Arecales; Arecaceae
Source: RefSeq, a predicted model, not a curated record
GUGUUCUCGUCGGACUAAUUUGGGCGUUUCAAAGGAGGAAACGAAUUCGGAUGGCAAAACAAGUCGAGGGUUCUUUGAUUCAGUUUACAUAUGGCGAUUUGCAGCGUGUGACCAAGAACUUCUCUGAGAAGUUGGGCAGCGGAGGCUUUGGCUCUGUUUUCAAAGGGACAUUAAUUGAUUCAACCGAAGUAGCUGUGAAGAAGCUUGAAGGCUUGAGACAAGGGGAGAAGCAAUUCCGAACCGAAGUGAGCACAUUGGCUGCUAUUCAGCAUGUGAAUCUGGUUCACCUUCGCGGUUUCUGCACCGAGGGCAGCAAAAGGCUUCUAGUUUAUGAGUACAUGUCCGGAGGUUCCCUGGACUCUCCACUUUUUCAAAACAAAUCCACGGUUCUGGACUGGAAGACGAGGUAUCAAAUUAUUCUUGGGAUUGCGAGAGGAUUAGCCUACCUCCAUGAGAAGUGCAGGGAGUGCAUCAUACACUGCGACAUAAAGCCAGACAACAUACUCCUCGACAAGGACUUCUGCGCCAAAGUUGCAGAGUUUGGCAUGGCGAAGCUCAUCGGUCGCGACUUCAGCAGGGUGCUGACAACCAUAAGGGGAACCAUUGGCUCUGCACCCGAGUGGAUUUCAGGCCUGCCAAUCACCUCCAAGGUUGACGUCUACAGCUUCGGGAUGAUGCUUUUUGAGCUGAUAUCUGGCAAGCGAAACGCAUCGCACUCUGCAGAUGGGAGCAAAAUCUUUUAUCCGUCCUGGGCGGCAACAAAGGUCGUUGAAGGCGAUAUAUUUAGCUUAUUAGACCAGAGAUUGAAUGGUUCUGCCGACCUUGAAGAGCUAACCAGAGUCUGCAGAGUUGCUUGCUGGUGCAUUCAAGGCUCUGAAUCUAACAGGCCAACAAUGGGACAGGUGGUGCAGAUCCUGGAGGGAGUCCUGGAGGAUUUCCUUCAAUAGGUGUCAAGCUGUAUGGGGCACAUGGUUCUUCGCUGAGCAUGUCAAUAACAUGUAACGGGUUGAAGAAGAGCUUAUAGUUGUUAUGAUCCAUUGAUCCUUAAGAUGGAUGUUUGUAUGAGGGUGUAUCGUUCUAUAGUGGCUGCAGUAUCUUUGUAGUGGCAUAAAGUUCAUGGAUAUCUCUUGUUAUAAAGAUAGGUUAGAUAUGUUAUGAAGUUUUCAACUCAUCACUUUCCAAGCAUGAGUUAUAUAGAUAUGUUAGAUACACGAGUAAGCUGGCAACCACCGGAUGUACCUCUUGUUGAAGACAAUGUUCAAGACCUGCUUAUCUAUUUA